AUGAGUGCAACAUUCAAAUCCGCUUCAGUUCAAAAGGAUUUUCAGGGAAAAAUUCCACUCUCUGCUCCCCAAGCCAUCACUUUCCUGGCUGCCUAUCACUCACCCCCAGAGCUUCCUCCUCCACUCACCCUAACUGCCCAAUCAAAGAGCAGCCUCAGGUCCCCACCCAGGGGGGUCCAGUCACUGAGCCACUACCGAGGACUCAGCAGCCUCCCUUUUGAGCCCCCUCGCUUCCUGACAUUCCGUCCCGGCUGCCUGCCUUCUCCCGCCACCGCUGCCUCCCACCACCGCUGCCUUCCACAGGCCGUUUCCACCGAGGAAAAGGAAUCGUAUUGUAAGUUCGCUAUCCAGAACCUCCACUCUUUCGACCCCUUUGCUGAUGCAAGUAAGGGUGAUGACCUGCUUCCUGCUGGCACUGAGGAUUAUAUCCAUAUAAGAAUUCAACAGAGAAAUGGCAGGAAGACCUUUACUACUGUCCAAGGGAUUGCUGAUGAUUAUGAUAAAAAGAAACUAGUGAAGGCAUUUAAGAAUUUUGCCUGCAAUGGUACUGUAAUUGAGCAUCCAGAAUAUGGAGAAGUAAUUCAGCCUCAGGGUGACCAAUGCAAGAACAUAUGCCAGUUCCUCGUAGAGCUUGGACUGGCUAAGGACGAUCAGCUGAAGGUUCAUGGGUUUUAAGUGCCUGUGGCUCACUGAAGCUUAAGUGAGGAUUUCCUUGCACUGAGUAGAAUUUCCCUUCUGUCCCUUGUCACAACUUGGAA
This is a messenger RNA of Gorilla gorilla gorilla (western lowland gorilla), 758 nucleotides long. RefSeq lists its product as uncharacterized. Gene Ontology annotation, biological process: translational initiation. Gene Ontology annotation, molecular function: translation initiation factor activity. Lineage: Eukaryota; Metazoa; Chordata; Mammalia; Primates; Hominidae. The coding region runs from base 1 to 675 and encodes 224 amino acids. The transcript is spliced from 2 exons. The record is from RefSeq and is a predicted model, not a curated record.